Argentina anserina (silverweed cinquefoil) is the source of this 1948-nucleotide messenger RNA. RefSeq names its product protein NRT1/ PTR FAMILY 5.6-like. Gene Ontology annotation, cellular component: membrane. NCBI's taxonomy places the organism in Eukaryota, Viridiplantae, Streptophyta, Magnoliopsida, Rosales, Rosaceae. The record is from RefSeq and is a predicted model, not a curated record. Bases 60 to 1838 code for a protein of 592 amino acids. Gene Ontology annotation, molecular function: dipeptide transmembrane transporter activity; tripeptide transmembrane transporter activity. The transcript has 4 exons. Gene Ontology annotation, biological process: dipeptide transport; transmembrane transport.
UUAACUUCCAAGUUUCAAGCAGACCAUAUCUUUCCUUCUUUUCAUCAUCAAUACCAAAGAUGGAGCGGCAAGAAAAUGAGAAGAAAUUAGAAAUCUCAGGUGGAGAAACAAAAAGAGAGGAAGCGAAUUUGGUUCAUGAUUCAUCUGUAGACUACAAAGGAAGAGUUCCUAUACGUGCUGCAACCGGCGUUUGGAAAGCUUCUCUCUUUAUCAUCACUAUUGAAUUUAGUGAGAGGCUAAGUUACUUUGGAAUAGCAACAAAUCUCAUCACAUACCUCACCCAAGUGCUUCAUCAAGACGUCAAAACCGCAGCAAAAAAUGUGAAUUACUGGGUAGGAGUGACAACACUCGUGCCUAUAAUCGGGGGGUUCUUAGCAGAUGCCUACACUGGCCGAUACAACAUGGUUAUUUUUGCAUCCCUCGUGUAUCUUAUGGGUCUGAGUCUGUUGACAAUGUCACAAUACAUCCCAAGUCUAAAGCCUUGCAACACAGAGAUAUGUCAACAUCCUAGAAAGCUUCAUGAAGUGCUGCUCUUUGUUGCCUUGUACUUCAUCUCUGUUGGAACCGGAGGUCACAAGCCAUGUCUCCAAAGCUUCGGAGCUGACCAGUUCGACGAUGACCACUUGGAAGAAAGAAAAAACAAAAUGUCUUUCUUCAACUGGUGGAACUUUGCACUUUGUUGUGGGCUGUUUCUUGGUGUAACUGUGAUUGUUUAUAUUCAGGACUCGGUGAGCUGGGGCGUAGCAGCUCUUGUUCUUACAGUCACCCUGGCUGUUACAAUAGUGACGUUUUAUAUGGGGAGGUAUUGUUACCGUUAUAGAGUAGCACAAGGAAGCCCUUUGAAACCCAUGUUACAAGUCUUGGUUGCAGCCAUUAGAAAAAGAAAUUUGCCGAAUCCUGAAAACCCUGAUCUGCUAUUUGAAGUUCCCAGGUCAGAGAAGUCCUCCCAAGGAAGGCUUCUACUUCACACGAAAAGGCUCAGGUUUCUAGACAAGGCUGCAAUACUUGAAGAGAAUGAGUAUCCAUCUGGCGGGCAGAAGCACAGUCCUUGGAGGUUGGCUACAUUGACAAGAGUGGAGGAGUUGAAACUCAUCUUGAACAUGAUCCCCAUUUGGUUCACCUCGUUACCAAAUACAGUGUGUUUAGCACAAGCCCCGACCUUCUUUGUUAAACAGGCUGCUACAAUGAACCGAAACGUUACUAACAACUUCAAGAUCCCACCGGCCUCCAUUUACUCCCUUGGAGCCAUUUCAAUGCUAAUCUCUGUCACGGUCUAUGACAAAAUUGUUGUUCCAAUUCUUCGGAAAGCCACUGGAAACGAAAGGGGUAUGAACAUCCUCCAUAGGAUCGGCUUAGGGAUGUUACUUGCGGUGGUGGCAAUGUUUGUGGCGGCACUAGUUGAACAAAAAAGGCUGGACUAUGCUGAUCCAAAAGCUAUGAGUGUGUUCUGGUUAGCUCCCCAGUACAUAAUUCUUGGAAUAGGGGAUGCAUUUUCUCUGGUUGGUUUGCAAGAGUAUUUCUAUGACCAAGUUCCAGACUCAAUGAGAAGUCUGGGGGUUGCUUUGUACUUGAGUGUGAUUGGGGUUGGGAGCUUCAUGAGCAGCUCUCUAAUUACUAUUUUGGAUCAUGUUACAAAGAAGGAUGGGAGGAGUUGGUUUGGGAAGGACUUGAGUAGUAGUCGCUUGGACAAUUUCUUCUGGCUAUUGGCAGCCCUGAAUGUGUUGAAUAUAUGUGUGUAUGGGUAUUUGGCUUGGGGUUAUACCUACAAAAAUGUUGAGAGAAGAGUAGUUCCGGGUGAUAGUUCUGUGACUAAUGGAAAUGAUCAAUCCAUGGCUUGAUCUGUGUACACAUGACAUUAUGUAACGGGAUAGUGACGAGUUUUAAUAUGUGUACAUAUAUAUGGAAUCAUGUAAUAAUAAAAUGAAAUGGGUAGUAAUUGCUUCCUUGA